AUGUCGGUGUGUGUCCAGAAAAACCCACAUUUUUCUCCGCUUUAUCAGUUCGGAGAGGGUUACCACAACCACUUACCCUCUUUCGAAAAAGCUUUCUGGACAAAUCGCGAACAUUUGGAAGAUUUGCGUGAACCAUCGACAUUUAGCUGCCGAUAUUCUGCCCACCCACCAAUGUACUCGGGUGACAGUACACUUUCUGAAAGUGGUUGCCUGCAAUUUUUUAUCGACUCUAAAGAUAGCAGGCCGGUGUUUAUCUCCAGGAACAAGAAUCAAACCCAAGUGGUGCAGCGGCGAGAGAACGCGGGACGCAAACCUAAAGUCGUGCAGGCGAAACGAAGUCGAAAAGAAUCGGAUUCCCAGGAAGAAGAUGGAAGGAUGUCACCAUUAUUCUCUCCCCCAAAACGGGCAAAGAAUUCUACUGUUACAGUGAAAUCAAAAGAAAUGGCGGCAUUUUUCAGAUUGUUUGAUGAUGAUGUCAUUCAAGAUUUUAUGUGGAUGGAUAAAUGUGCAAAAAUUGCAGACAGGCAUCUGUUGGCAAUGGUUUUUGCAUAUUUCAAGAGAGCAAACUAUUCUACUAAGCAUUAUACAAGAACUAAUUUUUUUGUGGCCUUAUACUUGGCCCAUGAUAUGGAAGAAGAUGAAGAAGAUUAUAAGUAUGAAAUAUUUCCCUGGGCAUUGGGAAAAGCUUGGAAAGAUAGGUAUCCAAAUUUUUUGCAGAAAAGAGAUAAAUUGUGGAAAUCAAUAGAUUACAGAGCUGCUGUCAGCAGAAAAUGCUGUGAAGAGGUAAUUUCCAUUUGUCCUGAAAAUGAUAUAUGGCAGAGAAUACGUAAAAAUCAUCAUGGAGGUGCUAUUCGAAGUUACAAUAGAUCAGAUGACUAUGAUGGUUAUCCUCGUGGUCCAGGUGUAUCACCACCAAAAUGUUCAGAAUGUACUAAUGCUAGACAAUGGAACAAGUCUCUAGUAAUAACAGACAGUGAUAGUCCUGUUACUACUGCAUGCUUAUAUUUAUCAUCUUGCACAGACACAUCAUCCGACAGCAUUGAGGAUCAUUCUGAAAAGGAUGAAGACCAAAUCUUGCCAGGAAGAUUUAACAUGGAAGAUCUUAAAGAAACACUGCAUACUGACCCAAAUGACAGCUUUUUCUGGGCACAUGAAGAAGAGUAAGACUGAUGUCG
Molecule: messenger RNA, 1175 nt
Organism: Saccoglossus kowalevskii
Lineage: Eukaryota; Metazoa; Hemichordata; Enteropneusta; Harrimaniidae
Product: speedy protein A-like
Biological process (GO): positive regulation of cyclin-dependent protein serine/threonine kinase activity
Molecular function (GO): protein kinase binding
Source: RefSeq, a predicted model, not a curated record